This is a messenger RNA of Morone saxatilis (striped sea-bass), 447 nucleotides long. RefSeq names its product interferon alpha-inducible protein 27-like protein 2A. Bases 79 to 366 code for a protein of 95 amino acids. Gene Ontology annotation, cellular component: mitochondrion; membrane. The record is from RefSeq and is a predicted model, not a curated record. Gene Ontology annotation, biological process: apoptotic signaling pathway. The transcript is spliced from 4 exons. NCBI's taxonomy places the organism in Eukaryota, Metazoa, Chordata, Actinopteri, Moronidae.
AGAAAUGAUACCUAAGCGUCAUAAAGUAGCCUAUAUAAAACUCAGCCCAGUCCAAUACUCAUCAAAGCAGAGCAAGACAUGGGGCUUUUAACAAUUGCAUUAGUCGGAGCAGGAGCAACCGGCGCUGUGGUCGGGGCUCCUUUUGUCCUGGCUGGUAUAGGUUUUACCUCAGCUGGCAUUGCAGUGGGUUCCUAUGCUGCUAGCAUGAUGUCAGCUGCUGCAGUUGCUAAUGGAGGAGCAGUGGCAGCAGGAAGUACAGUGGCUGUUUUGCAGGCAGCAGGUGCAGCUGGUCUGACAGGAACUGUCACGGCAGCAGUGGCCGGCGCUGGAGGAGCAGUGGGAGGGCUGGUUGCACUCCUAAUCUGAAAAUGGAACAAGAUGAAUUUACACUACUUUUACUUCGACUUUACUUUUACUUUUGCCAAAUGAAGGAAGCAAUUGCUAAUU